UCCGCCGGUUUGUGUAUCUCAAGAAUCUCCUUUGCGUUUCAUUUCCCUUUUAUUCUCUCUCAAAUUCCUUUCUGUUUUCCCGAGAAAAUUCAGAUGGCACCCAAGACGGCCGAGAAAAAGCCAGCGGAGAAGAACCCGGCGGAGGAGAAGAAGACCACGGCGGCGGAGAAAGCUCCGGCAGAGAAGAAGCCGAAGGCCGGCAAGAAACUGCCGAAGGAGGGCGGCGCUGCUGGAGACAAGAAAAAAAGAGGUCAAAGAAGAGUGUGGAUACCUACAAGAUCUACAUCUUCAAGGUUCUGAAGCAGGUUCAUCCUGACAUCGGGAUCUCGAGCAAGGUUCUGAGCUUAUACUUCUCUCUCCUCUCUCUUCUCUCUUCUCUCCUUCUAGCUUAGGAGAGAGAAAGCUCUGGUUUUGGGGGAGAAGAGCAAGCAAAUAAACAAAUAAACCCAAAUUAUACAAAGAUAUGUUUGCAUCAGAGAAUGGGUUGCGAGGAGGCCCGAGAUUGAAGGCCAUAUCAGAAGCCAUUAGAGUCGUCCCUCACUUCCCAAAACCAGGAAUAAUGUUUCAAGACAUAACAACUCUGUUAUUGGACCACAAAGCUUUCAAGUACACUGUUGACAUCUUUGUUGAUCGAUACAGAGCCAUGGGUAUCUCCGUUGUAGCUGGAGUUGAAGCUAGAGGAUUUAUGUUUGGUCCUUCGAUUGCGUUGGCAAUUGGUGCAAAAUUUGUUCCACUGCGUAAACCAAAAAAGUUGCCAGGGGAAGUUAUCUCUGAAAAGUAUAAGCUCGAGUGGGUGUUGCUGGGUUGCCUCCGAGAGAGAGAAGAUUUGGACAAUGAUGGGAAGGUAUGUGUAGAAAAUAAGCGGAAUAGAUUGAGGUCCGGCGGGCGGCUAAGGUGAGGUUGCCGCCCGCCGGGGAAGCGAAAAAUACUAGGUUCUAAACCUGCUCUGAUACCAUGUAAAA
Messenger RNA from Camellia sinensis, 962 nucleotides. The record is from RefSeq and is a predicted model, not a curated record. Lineage: Eukaryota; Viridiplantae; Streptophyta; Magnoliopsida; Ericales; Theaceae.